AUGAGAGAAUGGAAAGAAGUUAUUUGGAUAUUGUCCGUUUUUGUAUGUUCAGUUCUUUCCUCUCCGUGCAAUUCUAAAAUCUACGAUGGCGCAUUUAAAAAUUUGGUCUGCGUCUGCAAUGCUACUUCAUGCGAUGAAAUUGAACCAAUUGGAGAGAUUGGUGAAGGAAAAGCAGUGGUGUAUAGAUCAACAUUGGAUGGUGAUAGACUUAAAAGAAUGAGUAUGAAAAUGGGACAAAAGUUGGGUAAAGAUGAAGUUGUGAAUGUAACAAUCUCGAUUGAUGCGAGUGAACGGUUCCAACAGAUUUUUGGAUUCGGAGGAGCUUUCACUGACUCCGCUGGUGAACAGCUUUUUGCGGUGUCUGAAAAAGUUCAAGAACAAAUUAUCAAUUCAUAUUUUGGAGAGUAUGGACUGGAAUAUAAUGUUGGCAGAGUUCCUAUAGCUAGUUGUGAUUUUUCAACUCAUGAAUAUAGUUAUGAUGAUGUUGGUGAAGAUUUUGAAUUGAAACAUUUCGGAUUAGCAGAAGAGGAUUUGAAGUUGAAGAUUCCUUUCAUUCAAAAAGCAAUUGAGAAGACGAAGGGAAAACUUCAACUAUUUGCCAGUCCUUGGUCAGCACCCGGAUGGAUGAAAACAACAGGAAGGAUGAGAGGUGGUGGAGCAAUGAGAAACGAUACGCGAGUUUAUGAAGCAUAUUCGAACUAUUUUAUAAAAUUCUUCGAAGCAUACUCAUCUCAUUCUAUUCCAUUUUGGGGACUUACAAUUCAAAAUGAGCCAUCGACAGGAGCCGAUAUGACAUGGAGAUGGCAAACUAUGAACUACACAGCCGAAACUAUGAGAGACUUUUUGAAAAACUAUUUAGGUCCAAAACUGAAAGGAAACAAGUUAACAGAAUCUUUGAAAGUAAUGAUUUUGGAUGAUGGAAGAGGAUUGUUACCUGGAUGGGCUGAUACCAUUUUCAAUGACACUGAAAGCACUAAAUAUGCCGAUGGAAUUGCUGUACACUGGUAUGGAAACUUGUACUCUCCAGCUGUAUUGCUAGAUAUUGCACAGAGACAUCACCCGGAUAAGUUUAUUUUUGGAACCGAGGCAUGUGCUGGUUAUGCCAUUCACCAUGGUCCUAUAAUGGGCGAUUGGUUUACAGCUGAAAACUAUGCUAGUGAUAUAAUCAGUGACCUAAAUCACCACUUCAUAGGAUGGACCGAUUGGAAUUUGAUACUUGAUGAGAAGGGCGGCCCGACUUGGGUCAACAACUUUGUAGAUGCCCCAAUUAUUGCUUGCGCUGGCUAUUUCGGCCAUCACGGCCCAAUCAUGGGCGACUGGUUCCGAGCGGAAAGUUAUGCAGAUGAUAUUUUAACCGAUCUUAACCAUCACGUCACUGGAUGGACUGAUUGGAAUUUGUGUCUUGAUGAAACGGGCGGUCCCAAUUGGGCAUACAAUGUGGUUGAUGCUCCGAUCAUUGUGAAUCGUACUGCGAAAGAGUUUUACAAGCAACCCAUGUUUUACGCAUUGGGACAUUUUAGUAAAUUCCUGCCACGUGGAUCUACUCGAGUAUUCACAAAAGUGGACGGAAACCUAGCAGUAUCUGCAGUGAGUGUGGUGAUUGAAGGAGGCCAGCGUGUUACAGUAAUGCUGUCAAAAUCUUCAAACUCUUUGCUCACUCGUGUGGUGGAUAGCGCAACUGGAUAUUCUCUUGUACUGACUUUACCGCCAAGAUCUAUUCAUACUGUCAUUUGGAAUAAAAGAAAAUAA
Messenger RNA from Caenorhabditis briggsae, 1749 nucleotides. The transcript has 8 exons. Gene Ontology annotation, molecular function: glucosylceramidase activity. Bases 1 to 1749 code for a protein of 582 amino acids. The record is from RefSeq and is a predicted model, not a curated record. Lineage: Eukaryota; Metazoa; Nematoda; Chromadorea; Rhabditida; Rhabditidae. Gene Ontology annotation, biological process: glucosylceramide catabolic process.